Messenger RNA from Kuraishia capsulata CBS 1993, 1512 nucleotides. RefSeq lists its product as uncharacterized. The record is from RefSeq and is a predicted model, not a curated record. Gene Ontology annotation, cellular component: cytoplasm; ubiquitin ligase complex. The coding region runs from base 1 to 1512 and encodes 503 amino acids. Gene Ontology annotation, molecular function: protein binding. Lineage: Eukaryota; Fungi; Ascomycota; Pichiomycetes; Pichiales; Pichiaceae. The transcript has 3 exons.
AUGGACAGGGGAACGGAGUCGAAGGAGUUUGUCGAUCUGCUUCUGGCCUGCAGAAGUGGUGAUCUGGAUCGCGUGGACCAAUUGGUAUCGCUUGGGAUUAAUGUCGACCGAUGGGAUAAUUCACCGCUUAUUCUUGCUAGUUUGUGUGGGCAUGAGGACGUAGUGAGGUUUUUACUGGAGCGCGGUGCUGUUUGCGAUCGUGAUACAUUUGAAGGUGAGAGAUGCGUUUAUGGUGCUUUGAACGACUCAAUCCGCGAUCUUUUGCUCAGUUAUGACAUUACCAAGGCGGUGGAUGUCACCCAGCCGUUUGCGGCACAUAUAUCCUCACUAGUGCCGGAGGCCAAGGUGGUGACUGCAGAUAUCUUGGUCAAUGGAGAGAAGCUGCAUAAAUUCAUGCUUUCUGCACGAGGUGUGUUGAAGAACAUCAGUCUGGUUGAGUCUAUACCUUCUAUUACGACAAAAAUUGUCAAUUACGUGUAUCAAAAACCCCAGACUGGGUUUGAAAGGAUAAACUUGGAGGAACUUCUUUCUGUCGCUGUCUCUUUGGAUCUAACAGACUUUGCGGAAAUGGUGAGGGAGUAUCGUGCUGCGACUACGCCAAUCUCGAGGUCCAAAGUCAUGCGCAAUUUCCAGCUCGAGAUGUCGCGAUUGGCCCUGAAAGACAUGUCACAGUUCACAGAAGAUCAGAUCUUUGCACAUGCUUUGGUGAAGGAUACCCCGGAAUUGUCAGUUCAGGAGAAGUUAGACAUGAUGACAGGCAAAUGUUUUCCAGACGUGAUUCUUACGGUUCCACACAAAGAUGGAGGCCAUUGGUUCGUGCCGAGUCACCGAGCCAUUCUCGUCAGAUCUGAGUAUUUCGAAACCAUGUUCAGGUCCAACUUCUCUGAGGCAUCUAUAUUCAACGACCUGGUUUCCGAAAAUGGUAUUAUUGACAGAAACAGGCUCAUAGAAGAUCCAGAUCUGAUUCCAGUGAUUCCAGUGACUGCUGCCUCAAAUUCAAAUCUGUUGCGUAUCUUGAUUGAAUUCCUCUAUUACGAUAAUUCCACAUUCGUCUACUUCGAGUCACUUGACGUUCUUUCAAUGGCAGAUGCGUUACUCAUAGAUAGACUAAAAAACAUGGCGUCAGUGGUGUUAUCGAGUGAUGGUGAUAAUCCAAGAAUACCUGUUUAUGACAUCUUAAGAGCUGGCUGGGAUACGCGGAUCAACAGAUUAGAGACUUAUGCUGCACGGGUUAUUGCCAACAGACUGGAAGAGUACAUUAAUGAGCCGGACUUUGAGGAUGUUGUAUUGGAGAGUGCGGAGAGGAUUGAAAACCGUCAUGACACUGAUACCAUUGACUUGAUUGACGAUAUCCGGUUUUAUCUCACGAAGAAGUUCCAUAUCACAAACUACGAGGGUUACGACGUCUUCUUCAAAGAUGUGGUUAAGGACGAUCCAGCAUUGUAUAGAGACUACACGGAACAGUUAGCGUGGAUAGAUGACCUGCUGGCUAGAUUAGGACUGGACGCUUAA